AUGGGGAAAGACAAGUACGAGAACGAAGAGUUGCUGAAGUAUGGAUUUCCCGAGGAGCCUGACAUUUGGUUUCAUGUGGACAAGCUCUCUUCAGCUCACGUGUAUCUUCGACUGCCACCUGGAAGUGUGGACUUGGCUGGAGUCAAAGACAAGGCAGAGGCGAAGCAAAGGCUGUUGGAUGCGAUCGCCUCAGUCCCGGAAGAGAUCCUAGCGGAAAUGGCACAACUCACAAAGGAGAACUCCAUCGAAGGGUGCAAGGCGGCGCAGUGCGACAUCGUUUACACACCUUUUCUGAACCUGAAGAAAGAAGAUCAUAUGGAAGUUGGCCAGGUGGGCUUCAAGGAGGAGUCAUUCCGAACCUUGAUGAGGAACGUGGCCAAGGACAAAGAUGUGGUCAAGAAGCUGGAGAAGACACGGGUUGAGAAGCAGGUUGACCUGGCUAAGGAAAAGGAGCAACGAGAUAACGAAGAGCGGGCGAGGAGAAGAAAGAUCAUUGAGGAACGAAAGAAGGCAGAAAAAGAAGAGGCCAAACGCCAUGCUGAAGAGAAGGAGUUGCAGUCGUACGCUGCACUCCAGCACCUUGAAAAGACCACGAACGCGGGUGUGUCAAAGACUGGAUCCAUUGAGGAGUGCAGGCAGAUCGAAGAAGACUUCAUGUAG
This is a messenger RNA of Durusdinium trenchii, 660 nucleotides long. Lineage: Eukaryota; Dinophyceae; Suessiales; Symbiodiniaceae. The record is from the annotation of a GenBank genome assembly.